Messenger RNA from Dunckerocampus dactyliophorus (ringed pipefish), 6784 nucleotides. Its product is annotated as protocadherin beta-16-like. The record is from RefSeq and is a predicted model, not a curated record. Gene Ontology annotation, biological process: homophilic cell-cell adhesion. The transcript has a single exon. NCBI's taxonomy places the organism in Eukaryota, Metazoa, Chordata, Actinopteri, Syngnathiformes, Syngnathidae. Bases 4202 to 6784 code for a protein of 860 amino acids. Gene Ontology annotation, cellular component: plasma membrane. Gene Ontology annotation, molecular function: calcium ion binding.
AUUUCUCUUUUGCCUCACAUAUAUGCAACUCCAAUCUAUUACAACUUCACACCAGUAUUAGUCACAAGAGGAGCACCAAUCAGCUCACACAAUCAAUAUGGCACACAGUUGACCCAGAAUGUGUUUCCAUCUACAUAUACUGUCUAUUUGCACUACCCUCUUUUACACAGCACACAGUGCACCAAAACAGGUAUGUUUAUCAGUCAUGACCAGAAUAUAUACAUCCAAAUUGUUUUAAAUGUUAAGUUGCUUUUUGCAGUCUUGUAACCAAUGCAGCUAAACUGAUCAUAUAAGUGUGCUGCUAGUGUAAGCUACAUGAAUAUUAAUAACUCUGCCUGCUGUUGCUGUGCGGGCAUGGCCUGAAUAAUGCACCAUCAUGAUGUGCACACGGCUGUGCUCUGCAGUGCUAUGUAUACUGAAAUGGAACACAGAUGCACAUGAGGCAGUGAGACAACAUCAUGACGACUGCCUGUACAGGCUUAAUGUGUUGCAAAUAUACUGACAUGAGAUUAGUCAGAAUACAUUCAUCGCUUAUAUUACAUUUAUUUUAUACUGAAUGUUCAUUCCUCUCAAUGUAGGUCACUCUAUAUAAAUAGUUGUCUGUCUAUUUUUCCUCUGCAUAUUUAUAGUUACGGGCCUGCUGGCAAAACGCAGCAGCCCAUUUUACUAUUCCUCAUUUACUACUUUAUUUAUUUUUUUCAUUGUUUUUAUGGCCCUGCUAUCAAAGCAGUUAAAUAUUUAGAAAACUGACCUAUACUGAAUACUGACUCUUCGAGUAUCAAACUCUUCUUCGUCUUGAACCCACCCUAUUAGGAACCUAAAUGGUUAAUUAUGAUCAACUCACUUGGCUCUGAUUGGCUGUUAAUGUAAAUUGACACCUGCUAAAGAAAUGCUCAAGAACACUUGCUGAGAUGUUCAAGGACUGCAUAAACAAAAUUCCCUGCAUAUUAUUAUUGUACAAUAUUCUUCUGUCAAUGAAACAAAUGUAUUUUUUACUGCGUACUGAUCAACUUUGUAAUGCACACAAUGAAGUAAAAUUAGCAAGGCGAUACAGUAAUGCAGUCUUUGUAGAUACAACCCUGAACUCCAAUUGUAACCUAUUGUAACAUUUUAACCUCUGUGCAUGAUGAUGUGUAUACACACGCACACACACAACAGCCCUAUAUUUAUUAAAUUGCUGUUAUAUUUUAAUUGACAGUCUGUGUCUGCCUGUCUGCACACUUAAUAUUUGUAGUUACAAAAUAUUCUUAGUCAGUCUACUAUACCCAUUAUCACUGUACUCUAGUUCCAACGCAUGACACAAUGUUAUGCCUGUAGUGAAGGUCAUAUAUGUUAUACUGUAUAUUCAAAUUGAAAGUAUUUUAGUGCCUUUACUAUAUCUAUCUCGCAGGCCUUCUCUUGCUGUCUUUUGUCUGUCUGCCUCUUUUUAAUUCACUCUUUUGUAGAGCACAGAGUUCUCCACUUGUGGUUCUGUUUUGUAUCAGUGGGUGGUGAUGUUGCUUCAGCAUUGGAACUGUCUUGAUGCUGGCUUGUCACUGAGAACAAAGUCAGCGUCCAACAUUUACAGGACACAAAAUAGUGACAUGAUGUGACUUGUUGUAGCUUAUUAAACAUCAGAUUGUGCCAAUGACAUUUGAGCAUUUAUUGCAGACAAAAUAAAAGGACCGGCCACGGAUAUUUGGGUAUUUUUGGUUUAUUAUUACAAAGCUGCAACAAUGGAUACUGUUAAGAGAAAAGGAACACUUGCUGUGCCGCAUUUGAGAAUCUCAAUUUUGCUUUUCUGUGUUAUGGCUGUGGUCAGUGGACAAAUGUGUUACUCCAUCCCAGAGGAGAUGAGGAAGGGGCUCUUUGUUGGAAACAUUGCCUCAAUGCAUCAAGACUUGGACUUGGAUGUGAAACGUUUGGUUUCUGGCCAAGUUUGGCUUGUUAUAGAUGAGGACAGCCAAAUUGCUCUGAACCAGAACAAAGGACACAUCGUUUUCAAUGAGAGAAUUGACAGAGAGAAAAUAUGUGCUAAGAGUACCUUUACUAUGGAAAUUGUCCUGGAAAAUCCACUUGAAUUAUUUUCUAUCAUCGAGAGAGAACAUGUUAACCAUUCUCCCUUUUCCCCGAAAAACACAUUCAUUUGGAGAUGAGUGACAUUGACAGUGUUUUUGCUUGUGUGCUAUAGAUCCCAAUGUUGGAAUAAAUUCCCUCAAAAGGUACUCCUUAAAUAUCAACCAUCAUUUUGUUCUGAAAUAAAACAAUGAAGGUGAUGGGGGGAGAAAUACAGAGAGAUGCUACUGCAGAACAGUUUGAACUGGAAAAAACAGAAUAAGCACAUGCUCACAUUCACAGCAACAGAGAGUGGAGAGUCACUGAGGUGUAGGAAAGUCACAUCUCCUUUCUGGACACGAACAACAAUGCUCCAAAUUUGACUCAGCCUUUAUACAAAGUGUUGGAAAACGCUGUGUGAGGGAAGGUUGUUGCCAGGAUGAGUGCCCUCAAUGCGGACCAACGGUAAUGUCACAUAAGGACACCUCUUGUUCUUUCCAUAUAAACUCCUCCGCGAGAGAGGUUAAAUUCACCAGUGACAUCAACAAUGAGGCAUCUCCGAGUUAUGAGAUAAACCUUCAAAGGCCUUCCAAAAGACAGAGCAAAGGCUUGACCAGAAAAAAAGGUUCUCAAUGUCUCAUUGGCACAGAUGAAAACGUGCCUGCCUUGUCAAGUCGAAAAUAAUAUUUCUAUAAGUAACUGAUACUAAUGAAAAAACACCAUCUUUUGGUUUAAGUCUUUACAACACUCUGUGUUUUUCUUGCGGUGCAAGCCAGUGACCCAGGUCAAAGUCAAAAUGCAUGUUCAUCAUAUUUCCUUAUUGACUGUGAAGCAAAUGGAAGUCUACUCUCCAUGCAUUUCACCAUGAAUGCAGCGAGUGGAGUAAUUCAGACGAUGCAGUCAUUCGACAUAAGAGCAAGUCAAAGAGUACAAAAUAGGCGUAAAAGCUCAGAAUGGAGGUGCGCCACUUCGAUCAAGUAUCACCACCAUAAUGGCUGAAAUGGUGCCUCGUUCAGCAGAUGUGGACUAGCUGGUGACUGAAGUGGUGGCUGUUGAUGUGGACUUUGAACAGAACUUGGUUUUGGCUGCUGUCUCCUUCCUCUUCAUCACUGGCUUGCUGCUGAUCAUAUCAGUCAAAGUGUACAGGAAAACUGUACAAGCUGUGAGUCAAAGUUUAUUGAGCGUGGAUGGAGCUGAUCCUGAUAUGUUGCAUGUGACCAAGCAGCUGGCAAGAAACCGUUCACAGAUGUCAACGUUAGUGAGUGGCGUGUUUCACCAUUCAUUCUUUGUUUUUAUCUGACCACUUUUAGGCAUUUAAGGAGAGUUGUUUUUCUGCUCAUUGCUGCUGCCAAUUGAAUUGACAUUAUGAACAAUCUUAAACUACAGCUUGUAGAAUUACAAGACAAAAUAAUCAUUUUAUUCCAUGCUGACUUUGCAUUUUGCCUACUUGCAAAUGAAAGUUCAACCAUUUUUACAGUAACAUUAUUUUCAAAGGGUGCAGAAAACAAACUAAACCUGAAAAUAGAAAAACAAUAUAUGAAGUCUGGGCCAUACAUAGCAAUGCAAUUAUACAGUAAUUGAAUCUGGAACAGUCUCCCAGAAGAUGUGUGACAAUCUUCAACUUUGGCAACGUUCAAAUCCAGCCUGAAAACGCUUCUAUCCAACAGUGCAUAUGACAACUGAAAGUAUUUUAUAUACUGUACACUCUUCAAUUAUUUUAUGGAGAUUUAUGGAAUGAUUUUACAAUGAUUUUAAGUUUUAUGGAAUGCUUUUAUGAAGUGAUUUUACCCUUCUUUUCUUAAAACACUUUGAAUUACCUUGUGUACGAAUUUUGCUCUAUAAAUAAACUUGCCUUGCCUUUUGAGACUACAAGUAUUUAUACUUUCUUGUCUUGUUUUUAACAAUUGUUUUUUUGUCAAACCUUUUUAUGUUGUGAACUCUUAAUUUAGCAUUUAUCAUAAUACACAAAUAACAUUGUUUAAGACUGACAAUUUAUUUAAUGUGAAAUGUUGGGUAAUAUUAUUGUGCAGUGGUAUAAAAACAGAAGUGAAAUUCACCGUAUCGACUCUAAGGGACGCUCUUGUCCAGCAUAAGGAUUUCCUUCCAUUCGGUCCAUGAUUGAUUGAAGUAAAGCAGCCUAGCUGUGUUCAUUUCAGGUUUAGGACGCAUGCGAGUGAACAGCAAGAGCCAAACGUUUUUGUUUAAGUCGUUUUGGAACUACAGGAAACGGAUAAUUAAACGUGGAGGUGUCGUUUUAUUUACUGGAUACAUUGCGGAGUUGUUCUUUUGCAAAAUGCCAGCAAGAGGAAGCGUUGCUGACGCACGAUGGAGAUGGCCAUCGUUUCAUGCGCCACAACAGCAACUGGGACUGCUUAUGUGCAUCUUUUAUUUGGUUUCCACGGUAGGUGGUCAGAUUCGUUAUUCUAUCCCAGAGGAGAUGAAGAAAGGCUCAGUGAUUGGUAAUGUGGCGCAAGAUCUUGGUUUGGAUAUGAAAAGGUUGCGUUCGGGGCGGGCCCGCAUCGUGACGGGAGAAAACAUCCAGUACACCGAGCUGAGGACAGACAAAGGGCUUCUCGUCGUCAAUGAGAGAAUAGACCGAGAGCAGCUUUGUGGAGAUGUGACGCCAUGUAGCUUCAGCUUUGAGGUCAUUUUAGAAAACCCGUUAGAACUGCACAGAAUCAUUGUUGAGGUUUUCGAUAUAAACGAUCACGCUCCUGUCUUUGCACAGAAAGAUAAAUCUCUUAUAUUUGAAAUAAGUGAAUCUACUGCAAUUGGAGUGCAGUUUCCCCUUCAGGGCGCAGAGGAUCAAGAUGUGGGGCAAAACGCAUUGCAGAAUUACAUUUUGUCACCAAAUGACAAUUUUAUACUGAAUCAGCAUGCAAAUCCAGAUGGCAGUAAAUAUGUUGAAAUGGUGCUCCAGAAGCCUUUAGACAGAGAGCGACAUCCCCGUUUGUCUUUAAAAUUAAUUGCAGUGGAUGGAGGAACACCACAGAGGUCUGGUACUGUAAAUAUAGAAAUAAACGUGCUAGAUGCAAAUGACAACAGACCAGUAUUUAACCAAUCAGAAUACAAAGCCUCUGUCACGGAAAACGCGAUGAAAGGAACUAGUAUAAUUACUGUAAAUGCUACAGAUGCUGACAGUGGUUCAUAUGGACUCAUCACUUACAGUUUGUCUAAAAUGAAAGGAAGUGCAGCAAAUCUAUUUCAUAUUGAUGAAAACACAGGCACAAUUUAUGUGUCUGGCGAAAUAGACUAUGAAAAGGACAGAAAGUUUGAAGUGAGGGUAGAAGCCAAGGAUCAAGGUGGGCUGACUGGGACCAGUAAAGUUAUAUUUGAUGUAAUUGACGUAAAUGACAAUGCUCCAAUUGUAAAUAUAAUGUCAUUUUCUAGUCCUCUGUCUGAAGAUUCACCUCUUGGGACAACAAUUGCAAUUCUAAACAUAAAAGAUGCAGAUUCUGACAGAAAUGGACAAAUAAAAUGUUCCAUAGAUCGUAAAAUGCCUUUUAAAUUGGAGACGUCUUUAACAAAUUAUUAUAAUUUGAUCUCAGAUCAGUAUUUUGAUCGAGAGUCUGUCUCGGAAUAUAACAUAACAAUUACAGCCACUGAUUUCGGAACACCUCCUCUUUCUAGUUCAACCAAGUUGCAUCUUAGAAUCUCAGACAUAAAUGACAAUGCACCAUUAUUUGAUAAAAACAUUUAUUCUGCUUAUGUCUCAGAGAAUAAUUCUCCUGGUAUUUCCAUAUUUGCUGUCACUGCUAGAGAUGCUGAUUGGAAUCAAAAUGCGAGAAUAUCUUAUCUUUUAGAGGACACACAGAUAAGUGGCAGUCCUGUUUCUACUUAUGUUUCCUUAAAUUCGGAAACUGGUGUUCUCAGUGCAGUUCGAUCAUUUGAUUAUGAGCAAAUUAAACAUGUAGACUUGGUGAUCAAAGCUCAGGAUGGAGGCUCCCCUCCUCUCAGCAGCAACGUGAGUGUUCGCAUCCUGAUCCAAGACCAGAACGACAACGCCCCCCAGGUCCUGUACCCGGUCCAGACGGGUGGUUCAAUGCUGGCUGAAAUGGUGCCUCGUUCAGCAGAUGUGGGCUAUCUGGUGACUAAAGUGGUGGCUGUUGAUGUGGACUCUGGACAGAACGCCUGGCUCUCCUAUAAAGUGCACAAAGCCACAGACAGGGCGCUGUUUGAAGUGGGCCUACACAAUGGAGAAAUAAGAACUGUCCGCCAAGUCACUGAUAAAGAUGCUGUCAAGCAAAGACUGACUGUUCUAGUGGAGGACAACGGGCAGCCCUCUCGUUCAGCUACAGUCAUUGUUAACGUGGCGGUGGCAGACAGCUUCCCUGAAGUGCUGUCAGAGUUCACUGACUUUAGCAUGCAUGACAAGGAGUACAAUGACAAGCUGACUUUUUACUUAGUCUUGGCUUUGGCUGUGGUCUCCUUCCUCUUCAUCACCUGCUUGCUGCUUAUCAUAUCAGUCAAAGUGUACAGGUGGAGACAGUCUCGCAUCCUGUACCACUCCAGCCUCCCAGUCAUUCCAUAUUAUCCACCACGUUACUCAGACACUUUGGGGACAGGGACUCUCCCACACGUGUACAAUUACGAGGUGUGCAGGACCACUGACUCCAGAAAAAGCGACAUGAAGAAUAUGCAAGCCAUGAGUCAAAGUUUAGUGAGUGUGGACGGCGCUGAUGCUGAUAUGCCGCAUGCGACCAAGCAGCUAUCAGGAGACUGUUCACAGAUGUCAACUUUGGUGAGUUAA